CUGAAAAUAUAAAUAGCUGACAGGGACCAACUUCAGUUUCUCAUCAAAAUUUAUUUAAUUCUCUUUCCAGACUCAUAUACUACUACAAAGAAAAUAAAAAAUAAAAAGUCGCUAUGACAUAUCGAACCAGCAUCGCAAAGUCGGUGAUUUCCCAAGUCGGCCGCCGGUACUUCUCGUCGGCGGGUGUUCAUCUAAUCAACAACCCGGUCAACGGCAAGUUAUUGACUGGGGGAAUCACUGGAUUCUCCCAUGGAAACCCAUCAAAGGUGGCGGCGGCAGAGUUGAGGUUCCCUGCCCUGUUGAGUGGUUUACGAGAGAAAAGCACUUUGGCCUUGGGAGGGAGAAAGGAGGAAGAAGAAAGGGAAGCCGCCGCUGGUGGCGCAACCGGUGCUCCGGCGAGCGGUGGCGGGAAGGAUGAGAAGACCAUCGUAAGUUAUUGGGGAAUUCAGCCCCCGAAAGUUAUUAAGGAAGAUGGUACUGAGUGGAAGUGGAACUGCUUCAGGCCAUGGGAGACAUACACAGCAGAUACAUCAAUCGACCUGACGAAACACCAUGCUCCAACCACGUUUUUGGAUAAAUUGGCUCUCUACACUGUCAAGGCUCUCAGAUGGCCAACAGAUGUGUUCUUUCAGAGGAGAUAUGGUUGUCGUGCAAUGAUGUUGGAAACUGUGGCCGCUGUGCCAGGAAUGGUAGGAGGAAUGCUCUUACAUUGCAAAUCGUUGAGGCGAUUUGAACACAGUGGGGGUUGGAUCAGGGCAUUGUUAGAAGAAGCCGAAAACGAGAGGAUGCAUCUCAUGACUUUUAUGGAGGUUUCACAACCUAGGUGGUACGAGCGCGCCAUUGUUGUCGCGGUCCAAGUCGUUUUCUUCAAUGCUUACUUCUUGGCCUAUAUUCUUUCGCCGAAAUUCGCUCAUCGCGUUGUGGGAUACUUGGAAGAAGAAGCCAUUCAUUCGUACACUGAGUUCCUAAAGGAAUUGGAUAAAGGCAACAUUAAGAAUGUUCCUGCUCCAGCAAUUGCAAUCGAUUAUUGGAGAAUGUCUCCUAAUGCGACUCUGCGUGAUGUUGUCGAGGUUGUUAGAGCCGAUGAAGCUCAUCACCGCGACGUUAAUCACUUUGCAUCGGAUAUACAUUAUCAAGGGCAUGAAUUAAAGGCAGCUCCAGCACCAAUUGGCUAUCACUAAUUGAAGAAAUGCAUGAUGAGAUGGACAGAAUCUGGAGACAACAAUGCAGUCAGCAGAUAAUGAUGAGAGUGUUAUGGUGCUAACUAUACAAAAAUUUCUGAUUCUGUUUCUUGUUUUAAUGUUAAGGAUUUUGCGCUGCCAAUAAAGAUACACUGCACAAUAUGUAUGGAUAGAUAGUUUUAUCUCAAUUUUCAUCACAUCUUCAUCUCUGCUUUUUGCUCGUUCUAAUUUGGGAUUUGGUAUUUCAUAUGGUCUCAAAAUGGCAGGGUGAAUUGAGUCCCUGCAUUCGUUGAGGCUGAAAUGGUGGUCCUUUUGUAAGGUUUGGAAAAAAGGGGGUUAAUGCUGAUUUAAGAAUUUCAUAAAGAGAAACGGCUCCUGAGGGAGCUGAAGCACAAAUUAAUGAGACGUCUGUUCAACAACGAUGGUGGUGAUUGGUGAAUGUUGUGACAAAAAAAUGUAUGGGAAGGUUGUCUGAAUCGUCUCUCUGUUGGAUCAGAACCCUUGAGCUAGUAACGGUACCGCCACAACUUUUGGAAACAAACAGUUUUGGUGAGCUUAUGUCCAAAAAUAUAAUUCAUGCUAAGUUUUGAAAUUUAUAUUUUUUUAAAAAAAUAAUUUCACAUUAAAUUUUGAAAUUUAGACCCUUUUAAACG
Oldenlandia corymbosa var. corymbosa is the source of this 1834-nucleotide messenger RNA. Lineage: Eukaryota; Viridiplantae; Streptophyta; Magnoliopsida; Gentianales; Rubiaceae. The record is from the annotation of a GenBank genome assembly.